CCUAACCUGCCCUGCCCCAUUUACACCCCUUAGCUCCGCACAAAAUCCCUCGGCUCUUGAAAGUUUCUCUGUUCUGUACUUUUCUUCCUUGCUGAAGAAUCAGUCUUUGAGAGUAAGUAAUUCAGAAUGAGUGGAACAGGAGAAAAUUGAUCAGCAACCACCAGGAUUCCAGCAGAUUUUCUCAAUCAAUUCAUGGACGACCUCCCGUUGUUAAAUUGAACUCAAGUGUUGACUAUCGAGUGCAUGUUAAAAAGGAAUUUUCAGCUACAAUCCUUCUGAGCCAUCACAUUUAUGGAUUCAGCUCCUCUUGAUUUUGUAUACUGAAUGUGAGCUUGUGUAUUAAAGAGUUCAACGUCAGUCAUAUAUCAGCAAUGCCUCACAGAACUCGGCCUUUGGCAGCUCUUCUACUGUUUACUGGACUUAACGUUGUUUUGGUCUCAACAAUAACUCCUGUCUAUGAUUUCGUAUGCUUCCAUCCAUAUUGGGAAAGAAGAAGAGAGCGUCGGCGUCAGGAACGUGAAGCACCUUUAAGAGGUUGAGCAGCUGCUUAGUGUGAUAUCAGGGUUGGAGGUUUUAUAUAGCAGAUUAUUUAAUUUAGCCUUGUCACGACUCAAAAAAUACUUGGAGAAUAUGAAAGAAGUUGGAGCCAUACACGAUGGUUUUUCAUUGUACGACAUGUUUUUGUUGUUUCCGUGGUAAAUAUGGAGUCACAAUCUGAAAUUGAGCAAAAUGCUGUGCUAGGCUUACACUAGAAAUGUAGAAAAGAAGAUAUGUUUCUUACCAUAGCAUACCUGCUCUUUUGGAAAAGCCUUGCGACAAGUUAUUUAGAAGCUUAGAGCAUAGUGCUAGAACGUUUUCAAAGUUGAUUAGUGCUCUUUUGCUGUGUAUGAUGUAAGAUUAUUGAUAACUUGAUGAUACUUGCUAAUUUUACAAGACAUCGGAUGGUUUUAA
Molecule: messenger RNA, 951 nt
Organism: Nicotiana tabacum (common tobacco)
Lineage: Eukaryota; Viridiplantae; Streptophyta; Magnoliopsida; Solanales; Solanaceae
Source: RefSeq, a predicted model, not a curated record